This is a messenger RNA of Petromyzon marinus (sea lamprey), 5292 nucleotides long. RefSeq names its product breast cancer metastasis-suppressor 1-like protein. The record is from RefSeq and is a predicted model, not a curated record. Lineage: Eukaryota; Metazoa; Chordata; Hyperoartia; Petromyzontiformes; Petromyzontidae.
AAAUUUACCUCUCGCCACCAGAGCGCGGCGCUGUUCGGGGUCCGGCUUCGGGAGCAACGCGGCUUUCGUUCUCUCCGCAUCAUCAACAACAACACAACAACAACAACGAGGGGAAGGAGAAGCCAAGCGGGCAUGCCCGGACAGUCCAAGGAGAAGAAAGACGAAGCCCACGAAGAAGAAAUGGAUCAAGAGUCGCCCGAGAAUGAGGAGAGUUCGGACGAGGAGAGCGGCAGCUCCACGGGCUCCGAGGAGGAGGAGGACAGCUCGGACAUGAACGAGGAGGACUACGAAAGGCGGAGGACCGAAUGCCUCAGUGAGAUGUCUGAUUUGGAGCGGCAGUUUUCGGACUUGAAGGAACAGCUCUACCGGGAGCGGAUAAGCCAAGUUGAUGCCAAACUUGAGGAAGUGAAGACUGGGAAGGCGUCCGAAUACCUGGAGCCACUUGCUGCUCUGCAGCAGAACAUGCAGAUCCGGACUGAGGUGGCAGGGGUGUACAAGGAAUUUUGUUUGACGGUCGUCAAACACAAGUACGAGUGUGAGCUACAAGGUGCACGUCAACACCUAGAGAGUGAAAAACUUCUGUUGUAUGACACGGUCCAAAAUGAGCUGGAGGAGAAGAUCAGGCGUUUGGAAGAGGACCGCCAGAAUGUUGACAUCACCUCUGAACUCUGGGGUGACGAACUCAGAACGAAAAAGAAGAAGAAAUUUGAUCCAUUUAAUCCAGAGAAAAGAAAAAAACCAGUUACUGUUACUGGUCCAUAUAUCGUCUAUAUGCUUUGGGACAGUGAGAUUCUAGAAGACUGGACGACUAUCAAAAAGAUAACGGGUAAAGCUGCAGUGAGCCAGCCAAGGAGGAAACCUGAUGUGGUGUUCAAGCAGGAUAAGCACCAGUACUCGGCUCGCUUCGAGGAGGGGAGGCUGUUCUACGAGGGUGACUGGUAUGGCCGGGGACACAGUAUCAUCAUCGACACCAAGGACGAUUCUCCAAUGUUUGCUACGAUAACAGCCAUCAACACCCUGGAGGUGUGGAUCAAGCGGUCGGACAACAGCAAGUCAAAGCUGUACAUCUCUCAGCUGCAGAAGGGCAAGUAUACAAUCAGGCACGCGUAGCCGCCCGCCUUACAAGCAGAUUCCAACUCCUCUGCACCACGCUGGAGCAAAACAGAAAAAGGACGUGAAUUUUUAAAAUAUAUAAUCAGCGGUGUUUCCUUGUCUUUUUAAAAAAGGGUUUGUGCAAGCCCAGUUUUUAUUUUAUUUGCGUGGGCUAUGGAACUUCCCAAUGCAGCUGUGCUGUGCAAAGUAAUUAUAAACGGACAACUUUUAAACAGCUAACAAGACAACAUCAACUCGAUAAACAAAAACAGAUUUCCUUGCAGGAUUUGCUGUUAUGCCAUUUUUAGGGAAUGGGAAGCUGCAUGUGGGUCUGUUUUGUUAAUAACUUAUUAAUAAAAGUUAUAAUCUUAAUUUUAAAUGAACAUAGGUGUAGGCUAGCUUGAAUAAAAUUUCGUUUGAAAGUAUACAGCAAGCAUUGUAAUGGUUUUUACACACGUUUUUUUUAAACGUAAAUAUCUUUAUAGCCUUUUUCCAGUUCUGUGUUUUUUGUAGUUGUGUACAGUAUUUUUUUAACAACAAAACCCAUCCUAAACUCAUUCCUAAACCGUUUUGUCAUUUUUUUUGACAAACCGUUGGGAAUAUACAAGCAACUACAAUGCAUUGCAAUGGAUUGUAGCUUUAAACGCGAGGGUGAUAUAGUCCUACCCUUGGCUGACGUGACAUCGUCCAGUCAAGGUGAAAUGAUUGACCAAGCUAAUUGUGGAAUGCAGUGCAUCGCCGAGAUGAUGCUAUUUGCGUAGACGAGGAAUGUGACGGUGUAGAUUCAUCGGUGAAAAUCGAUUCUUGCGCUCAAAAGUACACGUGGUUUGCUGUGCGUGUGAGAAUUGGAUGAUUUUAGAUUAACAUAAAUUAUAUUAAAAUUAUAUUCCAAUAUUGCAUUUAGGCAAACGGAGCAGACAGAAAUGUAAAAAAAAAGUGGAAAAAAGGAAACAUUACAAACGAGACAAAUCAGGAUCUUAAUUUUUUUUUAUCGAAUGACGACCACGAAUCGUGACAAUUCAUCAAAUCGCUGAGAAUAAAAAAAAAAGAAUCCCGGAGAAACAACACCAUCGACGUUUUCGAUACGAUACGAUCGAAUCGCCACCCCGAAACCGCGGCAAUUGAACAGUUGCACGCCCUUCAACGACACAUUGCCUUCUGGGUAAUCCAGACAUGCUUGAUAAGGCGAAACGUUUGGACAGUAAAUGUUAUCGCAUAAAUGAUAUAAAAACGGAAACCAUUUUGGCAGACAUUUACACAAAACAAAAAGGAACCGUAUUUUGAGCCCGAUUCACACGUUGCCUAAAGUACUUUUCAUCCAGUCUGUGACGAAAAUGUGGCUGUCUGAAGCAACACGGCCAAAGCCUGUUAAAUACGAACAUUUAUUUGCUGGAGACAUCAUGAAAAUUCGUACACACCAAUAGUCGUUAUAUCCACCUUUGUGUGUGUUUUGGUUGCCUCAUCAAGGUGUGAACCUGGCUCGGCAUUCAUACAAAUACUGCACGUUUGUUUAAUUCAACAACGUUUUACAGCGUGCUACUGUGUGUGUAAAAUACAAGUGGCAGUUUCAGCCGAGAUGGUGGGGUUUUUUCCCUGUCAAGUUGGCGUUGCGUUUAGCGUAAGUGCGUGGCUGCACUGUUGGAGAGAAGAGCAUGGGAACGUUAUUGCUUGCACUCUUGUGUUGUAUAUUAGACGAUGUACAUAAUGAUUAUGUCUUUGAAGAAUGUUUGGUGUGAAUCAUUUAUUUCUUUUGUUUUUGCAAUGUACAUUGCUUUUUUUUCGCAGUCCUUGGAAAUGGAGUUUGAUACCGGCAUGUUAUUAGGCAGGUAGCAAAAAUACUUCAUGAUCAGCAUUACAUGCAACACUCGCAUUGCCAUUGAGGUGGAUUUUAUUUUUACUUCAAAGUGAAAGCUCGCAUUUGGCCCGUUCGGAAUCUUGAAAUUUGGUGGCAAUAAGAUGCUAUACAAAUCCAAAUUAAAUUGUAUUGUCCUGCAAUUUUUAUUAUUCUUUUACCAAGAAGGGGUCAUGGCUUCAUCCCAUCACCAAAAUUCUCAUCUCGACCCGAUUCCUGGGCUGGAUAUUAUCUCUAGCUAUUAUGUGUCAGACUUAAGUCCAUUGUAAUGUCAUCUAUUUCCUAACUUCACUCUUAAGUAGAACAGCUAGCAAGGCGUAAGUUAUAAAGCCCCGAAUGGCUCAUGUCUGCCCUGUGUUAUAGUUUUACAUUUUAAGAGGAUGUUUCAGCACAGUCAUUAUCGACUGUGCACCCCACUCAAGGGCAGUGGGAGAGAGGGAACAGAUGAUUAAAGAAGAAAUGUCACUGAUCAUGAUUGUGGAAAAGUAAAGCUUACCAGAUUUCUGGGAGGCUCAACCAGAACAUGGGCUGAGUCAACUUCCUCCCUCCUUCAGACCUGCCCACAUAUCAAUAGCGACACUCAUUCACCCACUAGCUGCACUCACAGAGUGAGUUUCCUCACUCCGUGCCCCCCCACUCCUCUGCCAACCCUGCCCUAUACCCAGGCAGUCCUGCCCUAUGUAUCAUGAGUCAAGCUGGGAACCAGAAUACUUGAAACCGGGACAAAAUCUCUGAUUGUCACAAUCGUUUGGAACACUGGGACAACCUUUCUGAAACCAGGACUGUCCCUGCCUAACCAGGUCAUUUGGUAGCUUUUUUGCAAGUAAGAAUGUGAUGAGUGCCAGCGUAGAUACAUUACAUAAGGACGAGAAACCCUGUUUUUCACGGUUCAAUUCCAAUUGUAUGUGGCCUGCGUUCUCCACUCAAUUCCCUGUUUCUUGGUCACGUGCCUUGAUUUGGUUUUCUGAGCCUCGUGAAUUCCCGCAGAGCACUGGAACCUGUGCUCUGAGGGAGGACACAGUAAUGGUUGGUGGAGGGACGUUUUGAAUCGCCUAAUAUUCACACAUUACCAUUUUUAUUAUUAUUAUAUAAGGCUGCAACAACUGGUCUGAAGGGCAGAUUCAUUGAUAAUGCAGCUCAAUAGGCGUAUUACCAUUUACUUUCCGAGUACAGAAUGACUUGACAUGAAGGGAUGUAACUAGUUAUUUUCAUUUAAUAACCUCUCAUACAAAACAUUGAGUCCUGGAACCUGUUGAUUUAAAUUAUUUGAAUAAACCUUUGCAGUGUAUGUUGUACAUGCUAACAGUACCGCUCCGUGCCAAACAUGUAUAAUCGAUUUACAUAAAGAAAUUACAUAAACGCAACAACUUUACAGGACGAUUAUCCACUUUGUGACAUUCGACAUUGUACGAGGUAUACCCAAAAAUAAUGCCUUUAUUUUUUGCAAAGGUAAUACAAAAUGUUUGUUAUUUAAUUGUAUGAAUGUCAUGAACAUUUUGCUUUUUUAACUUUUCUAUUUACUCUUGUACCAAUGUCGAGCCGGAGCCAGCCGAACAUCACUGUUGAAGGAUUUACGAAUAUCUAAACUUUUGUUCUCUUGGUGAUAUGUCGAACCACAUUUGUCACCUGGCAGAUGAAACCCUCUUAUAACACCAUGGUGCAAGACCAAACAUGACCCUGAGAAACCCUCGGUGGCCAUUACAGAGUUCAUUUGGACUGUUGCCCCCAAUCCACCUCACCAGCCAAGACCUGGCACCCUCAGAUGUGUGUGUGUGUAACUCGCUCCUCUGUGUGGACAUCAUUUUGAAAAUGAUACCGCUGUACUGGAUGUUGUCCACAGAUGGUUGAGUCCGCUUGUGCAACGUUGAUGAAUCCUUCAGCUGUGAUACAAUGCUCGCCCUUGUUCAAUAACAGCACAAGAGUAAAGGAUGGAGACUUGAAAAUUAACUAACUGUUCGUGAACUUUACGUGAGUGAAUAUAUGUUCAAAUCAGUUCACGGUAAUAUGUUUAUGGGAAUAGGCAUUGCAUUUUUCGGCCAUCCCUCCGAAUAUUGAUGUUGCUCCUGGAGAGAAAAGCACCGCUCUUGUUUAUGAUAUUGUCACUGUAGUUUGAGCUUCAUGAUUUAUCACUGAUACUUUGUUUUUUUCUUCGUUCAGUGUUUUGAUUCGUUAAUUUGUUGUAAAUUGUAUUUGGUUUGUGGCGUUGCCAAUGGUUUUGGGUACAGCAAGGGCUUCUAGUUACGUGUACAUACGGCCGAGUAGUUGAUUUGGUGUAUUUGUCUUUUUAGAUACUGACAUGGAAGCAUAUUUGAAUCUUUACUAUGAGAAUAAUAAAACUUUGAAACGUA